UACGCUUGUUCUGGCAGUGCUGCAGCCUCAGUAACAUGGCUAUCAGCCCUUAGUUUGUGGCAGGCUGUGUCAUAGGGUGGAUGCGCACAUCGCCCUCAAAUUAAAGGGACCUGGGCUACCUCGUGACUUAGAUUCAAGCCAACCUGGGCAGUGCUAGUGUUGUUUGAGGUGGUGUAUUAUGAUAGUGGGAUCCAUGAGCGAGGCCACUCUUUCCUCGGCCCCACACCUUCUCCCUCAUUCUAUACCCCAAGUUUCGUUUUCAUCGACGGCCACGAUGUUGCCGUCGUUCGGGUUCACGCAGGAGCAAGUAGCGUGUGUUUGUGAAGUAUUGCAACAGAGUGGCGAUAUAGAGCGCCUUGGGAGAUUUUUAUGGUCUCUGCCGGCAUGCGAACAUUUACACAAAAAUGAAUCGGUACUUAAAGCUAAAGCACUGGUAUCAUUUAAUCGAGGAAAUUUUAAGGAUCUGUAUAGGAUUCUCGAAUCUCAUAAUUUUUCGUCGCAUAACCACAACAAAUUGCAGCAAUUGUGGUUAAAAGCACAUUAUAUCGAAGCGGAAAAAUUACGAGGCAGACCUCUAGGAGCGGUCGGCAAGUACAGAGUUCGACGGAAGUUCCCUCUUCCUCGCACAAUUUGGGACGGAGAAGAAACCUCUUAUUGUUUCAAGGAGAAAUCCCGCAAUGUUCUUCGAGAUUGGUACGCUAGUAAUCCAUAUCCCUCGCCCCGCGAAAAGAGGGAACUUUCCGAAGCCACGGGCCUCACUACAACUCAAGUUUCUAAUUGGUUCAAGAACCGGCGGCAGCGAGACCGAGCAGCCGAGCAGAAGGACGGCGACGGCAAGACGCCGCCGUCAGGCAGUGCACCGCCUUCCUCCUCCACUCACCUGGACAGCGGCUCGGAGUCCCAGGACGACAUGAAGCCUUCCCUGUCCGGCCUCGACUCCCCCAUCCCCCACACGCAGGCCCAGGGCCUCCACACACCACAGCCCAACCCUUGGCAAGAUGUUUGGUGUGGUCGCCAGGACGCGCUGAGCCAGCACGCUGAGCUCUACGGGGAUCUAUCCAAAGUGACGGGCGGCGGCCACCCCGCCAUGAGCUCUGUGCCUGUGAGCAGUCCGGCCUCUGCCAUCGCUGCUGCUGCCGCUUACCAGGCACAACUCAGCCUAGCUGCAGCUGUUGCCACCAGAAAUUCAACAGUCGUAGGCAGCUGUGGAGGAAGUAUUUCUGUUGGUGUCAACGAUCCAGCAGCUGCAGUUACCGCUGCUGCAGCGAUGGCGUCACACCAUCAUGAUCUGCUACAUGAUUACCACUCCUUGUGACCACAACAGCAUUAGUGCAGCCAAUCCUGGCCGCACUCACACGACGCUAUUUAUGUACAGAUAUAAUAUCGUAUUUAGGCAAUACUAGAUAGAUCUGCACAAGGUUUUGCUGCUAAGCAGCGCUCUAAUACUCUUCUAAUAAUAUUGCUGUAACCUUUGUGUGUCGUUCCUUUCUUUAAGAAAUGUAGAAACUUCAUGGAACUUGUCAUGAAAUUAACGCAUAUUUCUUGUCCAUAGCGUGCUAGAAAAGAGUGAUCCAUGCAGUUUAAUAUGUGAAUAUUUGUAAGUUCAAACGCUUUCGAGCACAGCAAAUCAAAACAUUUGUAUUCCUAAAUCAUAUUGGAAAUGAAAACUCUUGUGCAAGUUUUGGUUCAAAUUCAAAUGAUUGUUUGAAUUACUGCUUGAACUAAUGUUUGAAUACACGAAACCUGUAGUUUUAUUCGUGUUUUCUCUUAACUCUACGAAAUUCACCGUUAUAUGAAACAAAUUUCCUCAUUGAAAAUGCAUCAAUGAAAUUUUCAAACGUUCUAAUCACCUCGCAACGACUCAAGUUGGAGCCCUGGAAAAUGGGCCCAUGCGUUAUAACUUUUAUGACUUGUUUUAAUGAAUAUGAAAGAAGUCAAGGAAUCUUGUUUGAUUAUAUUACAUCACUCAGUGAGGCUAUAUUCAAUGCAAUCAGUGAGAAGGUCCAUUUUUUUGCGAUAACUCCCAUAAAAUGAAAAAUUGUGGUUGAUAUAAAUUCUAGUUUGCAUUCUAUUUCAUAUCGAUUUUAUGUCAUGUAAUGAUACUUUGUUUUUGAUCGUGACAGAUUUGUUUUGAAAAAUUAAUUAAUUCAUUCUUUAAAAUUAAUUGAAAAUGA
This is a messenger RNA of Hyalella azteca, 2174 nucleotides long. Its product is annotated as homeobox protein six1b. Bases 179 to 1315 code for a protein of 378 amino acids. The transcript is spliced from 3 exons. Gene Ontology annotation, cellular component: transcription regulator complex; nucleus. The record is from RefSeq and is a predicted model, not a curated record. NCBI's taxonomy places the organism in Eukaryota, Metazoa, Arthropoda, Malacostraca, Amphipoda, Hyalellidae. Gene Ontology annotation, biological process: regulation of transcription by RNA polymerase II. Gene Ontology annotation, molecular function: RNA polymerase II cis-regulatory region sequence-specific DNA binding; DNA-binding transcription factor activity, RNA polymerase II-specific.